Messenger RNA from Cladocopium goreaui, 5007 nucleotides. The record is from the annotation of a GenBank genome assembly. NCBI's taxonomy places the organism in Eukaryota, Dinophyceae, Suessiales, Symbiodiniaceae.
AUGUCGAAAGCUUCCCAAAAGCGGAAGGCAGCCCAUGGCACUGCAAAUGAAGUUUGCCACGACACUUUAGGUCUACACAGUGUUUCUGAUGAUUCCAGACGAAAAAUCUACAACGCCACCUGCAGGGCUUUGAACAAAGAAGAACACUGUCUGGAAGCCAAACCAUGGAAACAAAUUUCAGAAAAUGUUUUAGCAGAUGUCUUCUACCCGGUGGAGUUGCCUAGCGUGCACGAUGAAGGCAGCGUGACAUUCUUCAUGGGUGAUGUUCGAAAAUCUUUGCAAACUGUGAUGGAUCAAUGUCCAAAUUACCGACAACAGGUCGAAAAAGUUUUGAUCAGUCAUCUUGGCCUUGUAUUUGAUGUUUUGCUUUACAAUGAUGAAGCAAGUGGAGGUAACAUCCUCAAUCCCAAUGCUUCGAAGAAGGUAUCACUGUGGUACUACUCUCUGGUACAAAUCGGUUUCCUCUUCAGUGACUGUGUGUGGAUGCCGCUCUGCCUACUACAGCACUCAAACUUCGAUCAAAUCAAAGGUGGCUUUGCGGCUUUUGCCGCCAAAGUAAUCCGAGAGCUGAUGAGCCAAGACUUGGACAAAGGAUUCCCUGUUACUUUUAGCUACGGUUUGGGGCUGCUUCGUCUUGACCUCAAGUACAUGCUGAGUGAUUUGGACUCGAUCAGGGGGGCCUUGGAUGCAAAAGGCUCGGCUGGGAUCAGAUGUUGCCUUCACUGCAAAAACGCCAUCAAAAGGGGUACAAACCUCUCGGAGUACAAUAGUUUUUUUCAAGACAUUUCGAACCACGAUCUUUCUGCGUUUCAUGAACAAACAGAUGCUGAUAUUUUUGCCAUUGUCGAUGGCUUGGUGCUUCAAGCGCCAAACCUUGGGAAAACCGCCUUGCAAAAAAAAGAAACAGCUUGUGGUUUUAACCACAACCCUCAUGGCUUGCUAUGUGACCACUUUGGUCGGGAGAUCCUGCCGCCUUCUUCCUUUUUGCUGGACACGAUGCAUCUAUACUACAGUAAUGGUAUAGCAUCUUGGGAAGUGGUUCAAAUGUAUGGUGCCUGGAAGGAGUUUCGUUUGGGUGACUUGCCAGCGUUUUUAGACCUUGAUUGGAAAACCUCUUUGCAAAGUAGCUGCGCUCCAUCGUGGCGCAAAGAGUUGGGUCAUGAGUCCAUGUUUGCGAGCAGCAGCUACAAGGGUAGCGCUUCCAACCUUAUGGCCUUUGUCCCCUUGUUCCACUACUUUUUGACUCGGGUUCUUGCCUGCCGUCUCAGGAUUGGAGAUUUACAAAAGGAACUGGCUUGUUUCAGCAAGCUACGAGAAGUGCUCAUGGAACUCAGGCAUCUUCAAAAUGCUGAUUGCGAUGGUCCAGCAGUUGACAAGUUUCAAAGCCUGCAAGUGGAACACCAAGAGUUACUGGUGUUGGCAUAUGGGAAGGAAGUCGUGAAACCGAAGCACCAUUGUCGUUUUCAUCAAGCCGUGCAAAUGAAAAGAACAGGCUGGCACGUCGAUGCGUUUGCAACAGAGAAGAAACACCGAAUGUACAAAAGCCACAUCGGGUUGCACAGGUUCGACCCCUGGUGUCAGAGUGACAAGGGAACAUUCUCUCAACUAGUUCUCAGGGCCAUUUGGCAGCAUCACGUUCCUUCACUGAAACAUUUUGAGUUUGGCACUACUUUGCAGGGACCAACUUCGUCUGAGCCAACAAUUGCCAAGAUUCUCAACAAGAGCUGGUGCAAAACCAGCUGCAAAAUGGUUCAUCGUGGUCGAACCUUGGAGAAGGAUCACAUUUUGUUGGGACAACACCCUGGCAUCAUUGUUCUGGCUGCCGAAACCGAUGCUGGAUUCUACAUCUUGCUGGAGGAGCUUGAGAGACAGCUGGCAAAGAGCAAUUUUGACUUGGACAGUCAGGAUUUGCAAACACUAGCACUGGCAUUAGAAUGCAAGAGCCACAAAGCAACCUCUGAUGUCAAUGAGCCUAAGGAGAUGAAGGCACCUGAUGAAACACAAGUAACACCCAAGAAAAAGCGACCUGCCAAGUCAAAGUCCAAAAAGGCAGCAAAGGUUAAAAAGGUACCAAAGUCACAAGCAAAGGCAAAGUCAACACCAAAGGCAGCACCCAAAGCAGCUGGCAGCAACAAGCCAAAGCAUACAGAUGAGCAGUCAGAGCAGGAGCAGAAGAAGGAACCCCCAAAAAAGAAAGGAAAGGAAACUUUGAAGGACCAAGCAAUGAAAUGGGUUGACAAUUUAGACAAGCCAGAAGAUGAAGAGAAGGACAAUACCACAGAGGCAAAGGCUGAAGAGAGAGACAGGCAGAAGGCACAAAAGUUUAGAAAGCUUGAGAAAGCAGGUGCUUUGCCUGCAGAAGUGAAGGAGGCCUUUGAUGCAGCUGAAAAAAGCCAAAACCCAAGAGCCAACAAAACUCAGCUCAUCAACAGCCUUUUCAGAAAAGAGGGCAACAACUUUGUGAUGGUUCCCAAAGACCCUGCCUUCAAAAGGGUUCAAAAGCUGUUGGAUGUGAAGUAUGGAAAGGAAGAGGCACAAAGUUUCCCCUGGUCCAUCAUGCUCUAUGACAAGUUUGGUGGCAACGAAAGUGCACUAGAGAAAGCUUUACAGUGUGGGGAUGUUGUUGUGACCAGCUACCAGGGAAAGGACUAUUGUAGCUACAGCACUUUGAAGUCAGGCAGGAUGAAAAGUUUGGGUGAUGAAAGUGAAUUGAAUGAUGGCCAGCACAGCUUGGAUGAAAGCUCUCACCAAGUCAUUUCUGACUGGUUCAAGAGCUUGAAUGUUGGCUCACUGCAGCAGCAAGUGGAGGACUCAGCAGAAGCAGCAGGAGACACAGUUCUAGUUUUAACAAAGCCAAAGACUCAAGAAGUUGACUGGAACCAUGUUGAGAAGGUGUUGCAGUCAGCAAAGGCUGCUCAGGAAAAGUUGAUCAGGGAUGGCAUGAAGUUGAAGGAACAGGUGUUGGCAGCAAAGGAUCAGGACUUACUUGACACCUUCAAGGGCAGCCUCAAGGAUUUGCAGGACAAUGACAAGGAUUUGGACCACUGUUUGCUGUGGAAGGUCUGCUGGUUUGGUGUGAGGGAAUUACCUGGAGGCAAGAAAUGGGAUGUCGCGAGUGGAAAGGAUUGGAUGACAAACCUGGCCAAGCAAACCCAAAAGGCCAAUGAGAAGAUUGAAGGAGUGAAAACAACUCUCAAGGAUGACUUAGAACAGUACACACAAAAGGUAGAAUUACUGAGUGAGAUAUGGCCUGCAACAAAGAUCAAUGAGUUGAUCACCCGUCUCAUUCUGAAUACGAAUGGAACUGCCUUUCAGAAACUUCAGUUGAACAAGUCUCAGCUGAUGACAAAUGACAAGAAGGGAGUGCAACAACUGGUUCAGCUCCUUGGCGGCCAGUGGGGAAAAGUCAAUUUGGAGAAAAAGUAUGACAUCGUGGAGAGAGCACUUUUCCGCUGCCUUCAGAAACAAGAUGAAUCCAACGAUUCUUUCCUAGCCCGUUGUGACGUUGUUUGGUCUCAACUUCUAGCCAAGAAGGUGCAGUUGGAAGAAAUCCAAUCGUACAUAGUCCUCCGAGGGUCUCGUUUGAGCACAGAGGAUAAGAAACGUGUCAUUGUCGAGAGUGAAUCAUCGUCAAGUGGAGCUCUGAACAUGGAGAAGGUCACACAAUCUGUUCGCAUGCUUGGCACUUCAUUUUUCUAUGAGAUGAUUGGUCAAAAGGCCUCCAAGGGCAAGAUUUAUGAAUCCCAAGUGAUGCUAGCUGAAGAUCAAGAUGACUUUCAACAUGAUGGGUCUGCAUACGUAACUGAUGAAUAUACCGAGGAUGAGUUUGUAAGUCAGUUACUGCAAGAUGAUGAUGAAGAUGCAGCCUUGAUUGCCGACUAUGAAUCGAUGGCCGCAAUGUGCUGCAAGGAGACAGUGACCUUGCUGCCACAUACAACGCAUACGCAGAAUGAACGAAUCACAGAGCAACCUGAGAGCCGUUUUGUGGCAUCCGUGAGAGAGCAGCCAGCAGUAGCGUAUUUUUCCACGUAUGGCACUUGUGGCAUACUUGACACAGGUCUGGGUCUCAAGAUUGCAAUCGUGCCUGGUGAAACACCUCUGCUGCUGUCCAACACACUCCUGAGGACUCUCAAAGCCAGUUUGAACAGCGAGCAUCACACGUUGUCCAGUCCUUUGUUGAACCAAGUUGUCAGACUUAAGCUGAGUCCCAGAGGCAUGAGCCUGUCCAGCCGCUUAGAGCGAGUGAUGAACCGCACUCCCACCGAGAACAUCAAGGAGUUCCGACAGCUGGACUUGGAAACCAUGAGCCAACAUCGCAUCACCUUGGGUCGCACUCACGUCGGGAAAACCUUUGCAGAGAUGUGGGAUCAGGAAAAGUCAUGGACGAAAUGGUUUGCCAAGACUUACGCCAGCAGCACCAAGCCCGAGCAUCUGAAAGUACUGGCAUAUCUGGAAAAGGUGUUGGAUCAGUACGAGGAGAGCCAUGGCAUGGUGCCUCUGAAGAAUCCCGAAGAUCUGCAAGGGGUGGUGUUGCCCCGAUCCAAGUGCAUGCCAAAGAGCAAGGCCAUGCCGGCACAUCAAGUGCCUGUGGAGGUGAUCGAGGAGAUUGCGGAUCCGAACGAUCCGUGGGAUGUCAUGGACUACACAGCACUGCAACAGGACCAGACCAACGAGAUGAUCGAGGCACUCCAAGCUCGUGUACUGAACAUGGAAGGUGCCAUCAGCGAGAUCUUAGGAGCCAAGAGAAGCUCCAUUUCUGCCGGUGUCCCAAGUGCCAAACGGGCAAAACUGAAAGAAGGUAGCAUCAAAAGUGUCUUGAUCAACACAGAAAUGUUGCCGUCCAAACGUAGGAAGUGGAACCAGCUGGACCUAGCCAAUCUGCGACCUUGGAUGGGUCAUCCGGAGAUGCUGCAAUGCCUGAACCAAUGCAUCCGAUGCCAAGCCCAGCCAGAUCAGGAUCCCAAGAAACAGCAUCCGAGAGUUGCGAGCCACGCCAAGUCGAUCUGA